AUGGCUCCGUGGCCAAAACGGAGCAUCGAGCGCGGCUGGCUGUUUGGGACGGGUUUACGGACUCCCAAGGAGGAAGAGGAGGAGGAGGAGGUCACCGGCGUCCUCGGCUCCGCGGUCGCCGCCAGGCCCGGCCGGAGCUGGCGCAGCAGCAGGGCGGCCCUUUUCCUUUCAGAGGUCACAGAAGAGCAUCAGUCUCCAGCUGGAAUCAGUGACGAUGAUGAGGAGAUGCUCGUCAGCGAGGAAGAAGUUCCCUUCAAAGACGACCCGAGAGACGAAACCUACAAGCCCCACUUAGAAAAGGAAGCUCCCAAGCAAAGGCGGAAAGCUGCCAAGGGGAAGGAGGAGAAGGAGAAGCAGAAAGAGAUUAAGGUGGAGGUGAAAGAAGAGAGCGAGUUUCAGGAAGACGAAGAACCGCCGAGGAAGCGAGGAAGGAGGAGAAAGGACGACAAGAGCCCGAGGCUGCCCAAGAGGAGGAAGAAGCCUCCCAUCCAGUACGUGCGCUGCGAGAUGGAGGGCUGCGGCACCGUCCUGGCUCACCCGCGCUACCUGCAGCAUCACAUAAAGUACCAGCACUUGCUGAAGAAGAAAUAUGUGUGUCCCCAUCCCUCCUGCGGCCGGCUCUUCCGGCUCCAGAAGCAGCUCCUGCGCCACGCCAAGCACCACACAGACACAGUUGGAAGGGCUGGCACGUGGCUGAAGUGCCAUUUAGGGCGCCGUUGCCCUGGUUAUUCCUCCCGGCCUCCCGUGACCGCUCUCGUGUCGCCCUCGCGCAGGUGCGAGAUCUGCGGCUUCACGUGCCGGCAGAAGGCGUCCCUCAACUGGCACAUGAAGAAGCACGACGCCGACUCCUUCUACCAGUUCUCCUGCAACAUCUGCGGCAAGAAGUUCGAGAAGAAGGACAGCGUCGUGGCGCACAAGGCCAAGAGCCACCCCGAGGUGCUCAUCGCCGAAGCGCUGGCUGCCAACGCGGGCGCCCUCAUCACCAGCACCGACAUCCUGGGCGCCAAUCCCGAGGCCAUCGCGCCGCCCACCGACAGCCAGGGCCUCCCGCUGCUUCCCGACCCGCUGGGAAGCUUCGUGGCCAGCGGCAGCAGCGCCGGCGCCGAGGGGCUCGUGGUCAACACGGAGAUCCUGGGCGCCACCACCGAGGUGCUCAUCGAGGAUUCGGACUCCGCCGGGCCCUAG
Tinamus guttatus (white-throated tinamou) is the source of this 1185-nucleotide messenger RNA. Lineage: Eukaryota; Metazoa; Chordata; Aves; Tinamiformes; Tinamidae. The record is from RefSeq and is a predicted model, not a curated record.